GCUAGGCUAGCAGUCUAACUUGGCGACUGAACCGCACACACGCAAUGGCCUGGCUUGGGGUAUAGUGGAUUAGCACUCGAGGAAGACGGCGCGGGAUUAACUAAUGAGCGAUUGAUCGGAUUAGCCAACAACAACUGAUUCUUGAUUUGAUUAGGAAGAAACAAUCUCUCAACAAACAACUAUGAUUUUUACACGACGGAGGAGAAAGUGUCAUCGUGAGGGACGACUGCCACCUACUCCCCAUGUAUACGGGAGGUACGACUCAUCAACUCCAGUCUCGUUCUGUUUCAAACAGUAGACGUACUACCACAAGUCUCUUGCCGAAUUAAGGGUGUUUACACGGAGUCUCUACAUAUACCACCCACGGAAGUGUUAACUGCUGUCAUAUAACAACAAGCGUUUGCUAUCACCAGUUUCUAUUUGGAUAUUUUUUAUCCUACGCACUGAUUGUGUUAUCGAGUCCUGCCUGAAGCAACUUGUGAUUUUUUUUCAAUUAUCGUUUCAUAAAUAUUUUUUUGAGAAUUUUUAUUCUCAAAAAUACUAUGCUUUGUUUUGUGCAAGAACCUUUCUCCAGCCACAGGACAACGAUAUCGGCGAUUGUCACACUACUACUAUGGAUCCACCUGUCACCAAGUGCUGCUCUUUUACAAGGUACGGUGAAGCAGUGUAGCAAUGAAGGAGAAGAAAUCAACAUUACUGGGAUAACAACUGACCCUUGCAUCGCCUGUUUCUGUCGAAAAGGCCAAGUCGAGUGUGAGAAAACCAAAUGUGGAAACCUAGAGGGCUGCCACGCCAUUUUAUUUGACGGUCCCAGCAAGAAGUGCUGCGACGUAUGUAAAGGUUGUGUGUAUAAAGGCAAAAGCUACGAAAGCGGUCAGAUUUGGUCGGACCCGAAGAAGCCCUGCGAACAUUUUGAAUGUCGGGCUAGUGUUGUCACUAGAUCAAAGAAACAGUGUCACGUCCCGUGCAAAAAUCCAAUCCAAUCCAAGAAUGAAUGCUGUCCUUCAUGCAAAGGUUGCUAUUACGAAGGAAAGGAGUACAAGAAUGGCGACGUUUUUUCUCUCAACACGGACAAGUGUGUCAGCUGUUCCUGCAAUGGCGGCUCCAUCACCUGUACGAAGAAAGCGUGCCCAGUUCUGAACUGCCCCGCCGAAUCUGUUUAUACACCAGAAGGAGAGUGCUGUCCCAUGUGUAAAGGAAAGAGAACCAUCUUUGAUCCAAGGGACAUUUGCUUGUACGCCCGGACUAUCAAACGAAACGGAGACACCUUCAGCCUCUCUCCACAAAAUUGCACGACAUGCACAUGCAACUCAGGGACAACGAUAUGUACUCGUCAGAGCUGCCCGCCCCUUGAUUGUCCAGAGAGUGAGCAAACCCAAGAUGAUGGUGCCUGCUGCAAGAAAUGUCUGCCUAAGAGGGAUUGUACAUUUCAAGAAAAGGGAUAUAAGCACCGUGAGGAAUGGCGUCCCAGUAUCUGCACCCACUGCACCUGUGAUGAUGGCGUCACCUACUGUCAACGUGAACGAUGCAGUAACUCGCUCUGGUGUCCAAAAGGUUAUCGUCUCAAGUUCGAACCUGGUGCAUGCUGUCCUAAAUGUGUUGAACAAGACGCUGUGUGUACUGUAUUCGGUGAUCCUCACUACAGAACCUUCGACGGCAAGAUGUUCAACUUCCAGGGAACAUGCAAAUACCUCCUCGCCAAAGACUGUUCCAAAGACAAUUCCUUCACCAUUAAAGUCAAGAAUGGUGUCCGUUUGUCCUCCGGGUUUGCUUGGACCCAGAUGCUUGUCGUGAUCAUGGGCAACACACGUGUCAGUCUUCUUCAGAACCUUGUGGUCAAAGUUAACAGGAAGAGGAUCGCCCUCCCCUAUACAGAUAGUAACAAGUUCACCAUUAGGAAAGACGGCCAUAGCGUGACCUUUAGGGCUGACAUCGGAUUGAAGGUCGUUUGGGACGGAGACAGCUACCUCGAGGUCACGGUCAGCAGCAAAUACAAGAACCAGAUGUGUGGUCUCUGUGGGAACUACAAUGGUCUUGAGAACGACGACCUGGUUGGAAGAAAGGGCAAGAUCUACGAGAAGGGUGAAGACUUUGGUCAUUCCUGGAGGAUUGGUAGCAAAAAAGCAUGCAAGGUCAAGCCCAAGCUCCGUCGUCUCACGUCCCCCUGCGAGAGUGAUGCCCGUGCCAAGAUGAGAGCCAACAGACACUGCAGCGCCCUCUACGAUAAAACCUUCGCAAAGUGUCGCCGCCAGGUGGAUGUUCAGCCAUACGUCAGUUCAUGUGUUACCGACAUGUGCGAUUGCCCUCAUGGACACCAGUGCGCAUGCGAGUCGCUUCGUGCAUAUGCUAAUGAAUGCAAACGCGCAGGGUUCAAGGUCAAGUGGGACAAUUCAAUGUGCAAUGCUGACACCAAAUGUCCGAAAGGCGCUAUUUUCUCCCCCUGUGCUUCGGGGUGCCCAAGAACAUGCAGCUCCAAAGGCAAGUUGGGAUCCUGCAGUAAGAAGUGUAAACCUGGAUGCCAGUGCAGGAAAGGAACAGUCCUCCACAACAACAGAUGCAUUCACCCAAAACAAUGCCCAAAGAAAGCAUGAAGAUCGUGAUCUACAAGCUUACGGUGGCAAUUACAACGCACGUGCCCCACGUGCAACAACAUGAUCCAGUGCUAUCGCCUCGUGCUCCACGUGCUGACCGUGCAGAGUACAGUCGACCGUUUGCAGUAGUGCUUGGAACCUGUGCUAUGACGUCACAAAGUGCUAAGCAUGUAUAUGCUACAGUUAAUAUUGUGAUUGGGCGUUGGUGGUUCAAAAGAAGGUGCUGUAAAUCUGCUCAGGGUACUUCAAAAAGAGGGAACAGAGUGUCUGAUACGAACAAAGGUAGUUCAGUGGUCAAAAUUCGUAAAUGUUGGGAAAAGAAAGAAUUACAACUGUAAUUUACGAUGAUCACUGACAACGAAAUAUUGAAAGUUGUUAAAUGUUUGUGAGAGGGAAGUGAAACAAAAUGACUGAAACUUACAAUAUGUGGAUUUGUUCAAGAGAAUGUUCAUGUGAUAGUAACUUAAAACAAUGCAUUGCGUAUAUUGCCUGUCCGUAGACAGCAACUAUUGUGAUAUCUUAAACGUUCCCCAGAAAUAUAACCGACAAACCUCAAUUAUUGAUGUGCUCAAAUGUCAUGGAUUCCUAUUUCGUUGUUUUCCACUUGUCAACAUUUCAAUCUCAGGCAAUGAUUUAAUAAAAUCAUGUCGUCUUAUACGUGCUGGAGCAGAGAUAGAUGUUAUGAAAAACAUGUAAUAACGACGGAAACAACGUUUCCAACACAAUAUAUAUAAUGCGGAUUUUAGAAAAUGCGAAAUACGGAUUCGCAGUAACGUUUAAUGUAGUGCAAUAUAUUAACUUAUCGACUUCCAAUAAUGUCCAAGUCUACCUCUAGAAAAAGAACUCCUAUUGCAUUUCUGCACGAACGAUUGUGCUAAGAGAAAGCCACUUAAUCAAUGGCUUUCAUUUCCAAGGUGCUAUACUACAACGUCAUGUGUAUCAUACUUCAUUUUUGAUGAGCUAUUUAUGAAUGUACAUAUUCAUUUUUUUGUAUAUUUAGACUAUUUUCCAGAAUCUGGAAGUAACUUAUAUUCGAUGUACAUAUCAUAUACAUAUUGAAAUUAAUUUAUUUUGCCAAUAAAUCAAUGAAUACAA
Molecule: messenger RNA, 3686 nt
Organism: Haliotis rufescens (red abalone)
Lineage: Eukaryota; Metazoa; Mollusca; Gastropoda; Lepetellida; Haliotidae
Product: BMP-binding endothelial regulator protein-like
Exons: 10
Coding region: 543-2591 (682 amino acids)
Molecular function (GO): protein binding
Source: RefSeq, a predicted model, not a curated record